AUGUCCUCACAGUCCCACCACGGUCAUUCCGCGACGUCACGUCAAUUCCCCGUCUACAAUCCCGUCGCCGCAGUGACAGCACCUGCGGGGACCUUGCUUCCGGGCACUAAGAUCCAAGUCGGCGGCCAUCGCGUGGUAGUGGAGAAAUAUCUCUCUGAAGGCGGUUUUGCUCAUGUGUACGUGGUACGAUUGCCUCAGCCAGUCAAUGGGUCCGAAACCGCAGUGUUGAAGCGGGUGGCUGUGCCUGACAAGGCGGCCCUUGCCAACAUGCGCACUGAGGUGGAAACCAUGAAGAAGCUCAAGGGUCACCGGCACAUUGUGAAGUAUAUUGAUUCGCAUGCCUCGCAACUGCGCGGAGGUGGAUAUGAGGUGUUCCUGGUCAUGGAGUACUGCGCGGGCGGUGGUCUUAUUGACUUCAUGAACACCCGGCUUCAACACCGGUUGACAGAGCCGGAGAUUAUCAAAAUCUUCUCCGAUGUUGCUGAAGGUGUUGCAUGCAUGCAUUAUCUUAAACCGCCCCUCCUCCAUCGUGAUCUGAAAGUUGAGAACGUUUUGAUCUCGGGCAAGGGGAGUUCUGCCACCUACAAACUGUGUGAUUUUGGAUCAUCGGCACCCCCUCGUCCUGCUGCUACUUCUGCCGCCGAGGGCCGUUUGAUUGAAGAUGAUGUGCAGCGGCAUACGACACUGCAGUACCGAAGCCCGGAAAUGAUUGAUGUCUAUCGGAAGCAGCCGAUUGACGAGAAGAGUGAUAUCUGGGCACUUGGUGUGUUUUUGUACAAAUUAUGCUACUAUACAACCCCCUUCGAAGAGGUCGGUCAGAUGGCUAUUCUCAACGCGACCUUCAAAUACCCUUCCUACCCUUCAUUUUCGAGUCGGCUGAAACUGUUCAUUGGUUCAAUGUUGAAGGAAGAUCCCCGGAAUCGUCCUAAUAUAUACGAGGUCGUGCGCGAGGUGUGCAAAAUGCAAGGGAAGGAAAUUCCUAUCAAAGACAUCUAUUCCAACCGCUCUGUUUCGGAAGCGCGCAAGUACCAAGAGCUACCGCCUACACCUACGGAAGCUCCUGCGGUAGGCGCGGUAUUUUCGCCUCCGAUGCAGGAGACUGAGAUAAUCCCAGAGAUAGCGCCUAUGCGGCGUGGUCGACCUGGUAAAUCUCCGACGUCCCAGCCUAGCUCCGAGAGACCGAGUCCUUCACCAUAUCGAGCCGCUGCUGAAGGCUCGUCAAAUGAUCCGUUUGCAGCCCUGGAUGGGAGCGCAUCCCGAAGGAAGACGGCAGAGGAAAUGUCAAAACGGUUCCCCUCCCUAGACCAGUUUGACAUCUUGCAUGAAAAAGGGGACAAGUUUGAAUUCGAGCCAACUGUUGAAUCUAAGCCUGAGGACGAGGAUCUAUCCCGAAGACUCACCAACGCCCUAGCCGAUGAUGCUUUUGCCAGACGUGUCUCGCCCGAACGUGCGCCGAAGCCAGUCUAUAAGCGAACAUCCCAAACAUCUCCUGUCCGAGCACCUAAUUUGCGUGAAAUUCCCGCCCCCCAGGCUGUUCCCUUGUACCAGCCGACUCCUCAGCGACCCAUAAUGGUGUCGACGGGUACCAUGACCUCACCCAUCCAAACACCUCGUUUGCCGGAGCAAAAGCUGCUUAGUCGCCCAAUCUAUCGAUUCCCUUCGUCCGAUAAUGAACACAUAUCUUCCAGUGAGCCAUUCACAACCGAGGAGGAACAAAGAUCUAAUUCUGCGCGCCCCUCGAUGGAAACCUUGAGACGGCCUUCAACAUUAGAGGUAAAUGAACCCGUGGGACGCUCUAAAUCCGCUCUUGGAAAGGCUCGACCGAUGUCAGUCCAGGCGGGAGCGAGAUAUGACCUGACACGUGACUCCGAGAGUCCACGGUCUUCGCUGGAUAUGUCCCGCCUGCAAUACGAGGGCGGCGCGCCACUACGCUCAGUGCGUACCGAUGUGGACCGUGAGUCUGAUCGGACUAUUUCCUCUGACGUCGACUACCUACGCGCGAUGGAAGAAGAAGAGAGCAAUCGGAAGCGCGAAAAACGCUCUAGUGGUAGUCACAAACACAACAAGCGCGGUAGUCUGUCUACUUUGUCGCUUUCAGGAGGCAAGAACAUAUUUGCCGGUCGAUUCGGCGACGCAUUCCGCCGAUUCGAGGCGGGCAACCAAGAAAAAUUAUCGUCGCCAUCGGCAGAGGAAGUGCCUCGACAGGGUCUGAUUGGGGCGUCGGAUUCAGCCGACGAAAGUCUUUCGCCAAAUGACGAGAUUGCCUUGGAAGACGUCGACCGGGACGACAUAUCACCGGAAAUGCGUCGGGAGCUGGAACGCCGCCGACUCUCCCAAGAGGAGAAACGAGUUGCCAAUGCCGCAGCUGAGUACCGGCGCCGGGUUGCCGAAACGGGCGACGGGGGUGGAAGAGCGAUAGGCGAUGGCGCACGCUCCCGCACCAUUCAGAAUAAGGUACAAUCGUUGUUUGGAGAGUCUGAAAAACCGACCGUUCCAAAGACUGCCACUGGGUAUGGACGGUUCACGGAGACUUCCUCUUCUUUGCAGGCAAAGCAGAGUGAGGCCAAGCCCACCACCUCCAGCCAGCUGUCCGCGUCUAACACAUCUGGCCCCACCUACACUCCUCGUGAGGGUUCAAUGACAGUCCCGGAUCGCCUAGACGACCCCAAGAUCGGUGUCCCGCAAUCUGCCCCCCCUACCAGUUACCCAUCCACGCAACGUCCCGCAAAUCGACCAGCUGCACCACCCAAACCGAAGAAUUUGCGCGUUGGCACAGCCACCUCGCGACCGGGUACUGGUCAUGGCCAUGGUUCCUCCGAAGAGGCUCCGGCAAGCCCUGGAGAGGACUGGGAGGCCAAAUUCAGCCAGCGUUUCCCAAGCCUGUCCGGACUUGAAAUGGAGACAGAGAUCAAGAUCCCAAAAAUUUCUAGCUUGAGGACGCGGGAAGUGUAG
Penicillium hordei is the source of this 2952-nucleotide messenger RNA. Its product is annotated as putative serine/threonine protein kinase. Bases 1 to 2952 code for a protein of 983 amino acids. Gene Ontology annotation, cellular component: cytoplasm. The transcript is spliced from 4 exons. NCBI's taxonomy places the organism in Eukaryota, Fungi, Ascomycota, Eurotiomycetes, Eurotiales, Aspergillaceae. Gene Ontology annotation, biological process: peptidyl-threonine phosphorylation; actin filament organization; actin cortical patch assembly. The record is from RefSeq and is a predicted model, not a curated record. Gene Ontology annotation, molecular function: ATP binding; protein serine/threonine kinase activity.